This is a messenger RNA of Angiostrongylus costaricensis, 549 nucleotides long. The record is from the annotation of a GenBank genome assembly. NCBI's taxonomy places the organism in Eukaryota, Metazoa, Nematoda, Chromadorea, Rhabditida, Metastrongylidae.
AUGAUUAUUCAGUCGGAAUAUCAACGAAUGAUUGCAAAGAGAGUGUUGGCCAUCGUUAAAAAGCAGCAUUUACUGGAGAAUGCCAUUAAGGACGACAGGAGAAGACAAUUUUACGAAGCUUUUUUGAAGCACCCGAACCAAAGCCGAAUCAAAAGUAUAGUUGACAAAGCAAUGGAAUUCGUAGUAUAUACGUUAACAAUUCGCUCGAGGGAACUUCGCAUUAUAGAGGACCAUGAAAUGCAACGUUUUCUUUUCGACACUGGCAAGGCAAAACGAGCUCUUUUUUCGGAGAUGAUGGCGAAUCCGGAAUUUUUGCCUCGUGAUUGGGGUGGUGAUCAAGUGACACGUUGUAUUCAGAAAACGCUGACCGACGAUAAACAAACAACCGAAAGUGCCGGCGAUGACGAAGUCGAUGUAUCGCUUGCAAAAGCAGCAAGGGCGACUGUCGGUCGGGUCUACAACAUUCCGGCCAACUUGCAUCAUGCCGUAGUUUUUAAGAAAACGGGGUCAGGGCAUACUGUAGAAAAUGAGCGUGUUAGUUUAGUUUAG